Molecule: messenger RNA, 1441 nt
Organism: Frieseomelitta varia
Lineage: Eukaryota; Metazoa; Arthropoda; Insecta; Hymenoptera; Apidae
Product: polyprenol reductase
Exons: 7
Coding region: 353-1261 (302 amino acids)
Biological process (GO): polyprenol catabolic process; dolichol-linked oligosaccharide biosynthetic process
Cellular component (GO): endoplasmic reticulum
Molecular function (GO): 3-oxo-5-alpha-steroid 4-dehydrogenase activity
Source: RefSeq, a predicted model, not a curated record
ACCUUGCAUAAUUGCUACACAUUAGUGACACGCAUCUAUACGAGUCGAACAGACUCCUGUUCCAAGUACAAAGAACAUCAACGAUCAGUAUACCAGCGAAUCAGGUGAACGAUUGAAGUUACCGACGACAUGUGGCACCUAUGUACAUAUGUAACUACGUAACUCUCACACAACCGUGACUCAAACACGACCACGUGAUCGUGACACCUCACCGAAACAACGAAUCGGCCGCCAGCAAAAAUCACUUGUAAAAGUGGGACAAUGCCAAUGCCGUGAAAUUGUAACGAGUCAGAGAACAAUAUCAGAUUGAAGUUUUCCAAGUACAGAUAAUAUUUUAAGAAACAAAAUAAAAAUGCAAAUAAAUAUUAUACGUAUUAUAUUUAUUUUUUCUUCGUUAUUUGUGGGAAUUAUUGGAUUAUUACUCAAUUAUAUGGAAUCUUAUCUACCCUGUGUAAUAACUCGUACUUAUCGUUACGGUAAAUUUUCUGUUGAUAAAUAUCAACCACUAGUUGCAAAAGUAGAGGUACCUAAAAGAUGGUUUAAACAUUUUUAUAUCUUUGCUGCUCCAGCUUCGAGCUAUGUACUAUACUUGGUAAUUUGCAAAUAUUUAUGGAAUGAUAAUAUUUCUAAAAAUGUUAUAUGGAUAUUGGAUAUAUGUUUGGGAUCAUUCAGACAAGCACUAGUAUCACCUGAAAGCACAUUUAUAGCAACUGUACUUUUAACUUUACACUGUUGGAAACGAUUCUAUGAAACACAUUUUGUAAAUAUCUUCAGUGACAAGAUGAUGAAUAUUAGUCAUUACAUCAUUGGACAUUAUCACUAUGUAGGAACUUUGAUCUGUAUUAUAGGUGAAUCCAAAGGAUUUGUUGAAGGUUCAGAAGGAAAUUUCUCUUGGAAGAAAAUUACAUAUCUGCAAUUAAUAUGCGCUAUUAUUUUUGUACUAUCAUCAUGCGUACAGUUCAGGACAAAUUUGAUCCUUAAUAAGUUACGGCGAAACAAAGAUGGAAAGAUUAAUUCCACAACAUAUAAAAUACCACAUGGAGGACUGUUUAAGUAUAUAUCAGGCGCAUUACAACUUACAGAAAUAAUUAUUUAUAUAACACUUUCUAUCAUUUUAUGGCAAAGUUCUACUUAUCAUUAUGUUACAACGUGGGUCUUAAUUAAUCAGACGUCUACUGCUGUACUGACACAUAGAUGGUACAUAGAAACAUUUAAAAAUUAUCCAACAUCUCGAAAAAUUCUCCUUCCUUAUAUUUUUUAAAUGUUACAAAAUUUCUUGCAUGAUACAAUGAUGCAGAAAUUUCAGAUAUGUUUAUGGAACAAUAUUAUAAUUGAAUAAUUAAAUAAAACCAGUAAUCCGCAUCAUUUUUAUAACGUACAUGCUUUUGUAACAUUUUAAACAAAUUAUGUUAAAGAAUAUAUGAUUUUAAAUAUUAAUUUA